AAAACCUCCCCCACUUGGUUACGACCAUGUGAUGUAUGUCUUCUCAGCUUAAUAACAGGCAGACCAACGCUUUGCAUGAAUCAGUUCCAUCAUAUGUGUUAGACAUGAUGUGGAUUUUUCUCGUCACUCUUUCUUGGCUUUCUACAGCUCAAGCUGGCAAUUUGUGUAAAUACGUCGUCAGUGAGUGCUAUCGAGAUGCCCCUCUUCAAAAUGUCCCCUGGACCAGGUGUUAUGAAGACAGAAUUUCAACCUGUAUCCAAGGACGCAAUCGUAUGCCAAACUUCAUUCAUAAAUUGGUGAACUCAUCUCAAGAGGCAGAAGAGUGUCCCACUGACAUGCACAGCGUUCACAUCCCAUCCUCAGCUCUUCAGAGAAGCAGAAGUGAUGAAUCUCAGAUGGAGGUGGUGCUGGUUGCCACGGUGAUCAACAGCACUUACUUUACAGUCAGUAGGCCUGAAGCUAUUAAGCUGAGGCUUAACCGUCCAAAAGCAGCGAGGAGAAUGGUCAUACACGACCAGCGUGAUCACAUGCAAGGCACUGUUAUGGGAGGGUUAGUGCUGGCAGUGAUGGCAGGGAGCCAGCCUGUCGGGAACCUGCCUCAACCUAUUAAACUAACCUUCACACAGACCCGACAGAUGGAAUACAGGACCUGUGUGUUUUGGCAGGAGUUAGACAAUGGAACAGGUAUUUGGAGCACGUACGGCUGUAAUACCAAAGACACUGGUGCUGAGGUUAUUUGCAGCUGCAACCAUCUCAGUUUCUUUGCUGUGCUAGUGAACCCUAAUUUGUCAGUGGAUGAAACUCAUUCUACGAGUCUUAGCUACAUCACCUACAUUGGAUCAGCCCUCUCCGUUGUCUUCACAGUGAUGAGCCUGAUCAUCUAUAUAUGUCUACAACAUCAGCGUCCAGACAAGGCUAUCGGUGUGCACAUGCAGCUCUCAGGUGCACUGCUCUGCCUCCACCUCAGCUUCCUGUUGUGCUGCUUCUGUGUAUGGCUGAUCAACGAGGACGAUGAGGGCUGGGUUUGCCGCUUUCUGGGCCUCUUUUUGCACUGGUCCCUGAUGGCAACCUUCUGCUGGACGGCUCUGGAGGGAUUCCACCUUUACCUCCUCCUCGUCCAAGUCUUCAACAUCUACGUCAGGAGAUACCUGCUCAAACUCAGCUUGGUGGGAUGGGGUCUGCCUACACUUAUUGCAGUGGUUUGUGGAAGUCUUGGUGUUUAUGGCAAAUACAGUCUGAAACUAAGCGAUGCCAAAGACCAAAAUUCAACAGUACAGAUAUGCUGGAUGAGGAGUGACUUCACACCAAGCCUUGUGGUCCAAUACAUCACAACUGUGGCCUUUCCAUGUAUGGUCAUGCUGUGCAAUGCCUGCAUGCUGGGGCUGGUGGUGUUUAAGCUGUGGCGCAUUAGAGGAAGUAGUCGGGACGCUGACAGCAGCAGUUGCUGGAAGAAUAACACAGGGAAGAGGUUAUUGAAGGACUUUGUCACAGUGCUGGGCCUCAGCUGUGUGCUGGGGUUACCCUGGAGCUUAGCGAGCACCACGUACAUCUCCCUCCCUGGGAUCUACCUGUUCACAAUACUUAACUCCCUACAGGGUGUAUUUCUGUUCCUGUGGUCCAUGGCUUUGACCUGCAAAUCUCGAUCCGACAAAGACUCAUCUACGACUCACUCGUCCUCUCAGAAAAUGACCACUCUCAAUAACUGAUCAUUUAUAUUUGUAUGUGUGUACAUACAGUACCAUCUGUUGCCUAUAAUAGGUGUUUACUGACCUUUGGACUCGUGUCAAUUUAUUCAGGUAAUUAACAUUAAAUAAUUUCAAUCAGGAGAGAGAAAAAAAGAGACUAAAUAAAUUAGAAUGAAUUUGAAUUUAAUGUGAACAAGUAGAGAAGAUUCUGUCGCUCGGACCACAGCAGGAGGUACAACGCCAUGGAAGGAGGAGCUUCGGAAAUAAAGGAGACGUCCCCCCCAGUGCGCUGAUACUCAGAAAUGAGGAAUAGAGAAUGAAAAUAAGACUCAACUUUCUGGAAGUUCUGUUGCCCUGAAGUUCAAAACACAACUUUUCAUUAAAAAAAUGAACAAAAUGGACAGUGUGGAGAAAACAAGUUCUUCUGACAGUGCGUGUGAGUACAUUUUUACUAGGCAGUGUUAUUAUGGAAAUGCAAACACUAUUGGCUUGUUAUCUUGGUUGCUGGCACAUCCCCAGACUCCCUGUUUCCUAAAAGCUUUGCAUUGUUGUUACAGUCUACCUUUUGAAUCUCUACCAGGUUAAUGUCAAAGUUUACAUCAGACACACUUCCCUUUGAACUUUGUAUUGCUGUACAUCACUGAACUAUGUAGACUAGGUUCAUAUUAGUGCAUGAAUAUUGAUUGAAACUCCUUUAUUUGAA
Molecule: messenger RNA, 2388 nt
Organism: Pleuronectes platessa (European plaice)
Lineage: Eukaryota; Metazoa; Chordata; Actinopteri; Pleuronectiformes; Pleuronectidae
Product: adhesion G-protein coupled receptor G1
Exons: 12
Coding region: 36-1706 (556 amino acids)
Biological process (GO): adenylate cyclase-activating G protein-coupled receptor signaling pathway; cell surface receptor signaling pathway
Cellular component (GO): membrane
Molecular function (GO): G protein-coupled receptor activity
Source: RefSeq, a predicted model, not a curated record